CAGAAUGGCAAGUUCCCAGGGCACCAGCCUCCAAAUGGCUAUGGACCAGGAGCAGAAACAGGUUUUAACGGUGGCCUCGAGCUACAGAAAAUUGGUGUUGGUAAUGGGAAUGGUGUCCUGGAAGCCAGGGUCUUCCCCGAGGCCCACCCACAGCCAGGUGUCUGGGAGCAGGGGUGGGGGUGGGAGAGUUGGGCUUAGAGCCCCAGCCUGGCCUCUGACACCCUCUUUCCUCCUCCAGGGUUCCCUGGGGCCAAAAGUUUUAGGAAUGGUGAGUCAGACCCAGGGGACAAAGUGCAGUGGGGUUGGGGAGACAACAGCCCAGGGGCUAGGCGGGAAUGACCAGAGUCUCUUGCAGGGGAUGGGGCAGAAGCUCUGGUGUACCCCAAAGCAGGAACUCCAGUCCCUGAAGGAAAUGGUAGGCAAUGAGCCUUCAGGGAGCAGAGCCAAGUCCAACAGGGGCCAGGGGAUCCCAGUUCCUGUGGGCAAGGGUGCCCAUGCCAGCUUUCCUCCCCACAGUGCAGGCCGGGGUGCUGUGGAACUCUCGCUGGGCCACCCUUCAGGUCUGGGGGGCUGGCUUGAAGCCUGGAUAUCAGGCUGGAGGUGAAUAUGCUGAGGC
This is a messenger RNA of Rhinopithecus roxellana (golden snub-nosed monkey), 616 nucleotides long. RefSeq lists its product as uncharacterized. The transcript has 4 exons. The record is from RefSeq and is a predicted model, not a curated record. NCBI's taxonomy places the organism in Eukaryota, Metazoa, Chordata, Mammalia, Primates, Cercopithecidae. Bases 5 to 604 code for a protein of 199 amino acids.